AUGCCUCGUCUCCAUCUAGAAACUCCUCCCCCGAUGUCGUCCUUAUGGUCUCCAAUCCAGACAUCGGACGAGUGGAUAGAGGAACCAGUCCUCACCCAGGCAAUGCUGGACGAAUUGAUAGAGGAACCAGUCCUCACCGCCCAGAGCCCGCCGUCGUCACCCUCACUCCACACCUCAAUAACUUCUCAGAUAACGACGCCGAGGACUACACCAAGUUCAAAGAAAGAGAAAGAACUUGCCAACCGUCACCCUAGGGGGCCCCACGAGAUGCAUCACGGAAUGAAGACCCUGAUGACAGAAACCUACCGGGCCCUGAUGAAGUACCAGUGGGAGUUCCACCUCCUGCUACAAUCACGGCGAGCAUUGGAGCUGCAGGUCCCUCGGGACUACGAGCAAGAACAACAGCUCAACUCCCAAGCCAUGGAGAAACUGAAUCGAUACCAGUUAUACAGGGAGCUGCAUCUCCGCCAGUAUCAACUGGUGGACAGGUUCCCCGCUCCAUGGGAAGAACUACCCUUACGAAGCACUAUCUCCGCAGGCAACCCGGGAAUGAGAAUAGCGACAUACCUCGACAACUGGCUAGUGCCAGUCUCCAGAUCAGAGGACUCGCCCUCCAAACAGACCCUGACACAGCCUCUUGGUACGAACAUAACGACGGACGACCACGAGCUCUCCUCAUCCAUCCCGAUGAAUUCUCCCAGUAUGUCAACAGAGAGCUCCUUCCAGCUCUCCUCUUCACCGGAGAACUGGGCGCCGUCCAACCAAGUAGAACCGACCCUUUCCACGUUGUCGUUUGGAAUGUACCACGUCCCGGAGAACCACAUAGCAAUCCCACGACGUCCUCCUCUCACUGGGUACGAAAUUUUCCCUUAUCCCAUGGGGGUACCGACGAGGAGGAACCACCCGUCUAUCGAAGAAACGAGGGAAGAAGGAGUCGAGGAACCCAGGCAACCCUCCGCCGCGGAACAACUACUGGCGGGAGUGUUCGACACCGGCUUGGAACGCCUCCUAAUAGUGCUCGAUUUCGUACAGACGAGGGACAGAAUAACCGAAGUAGCCGCAGAACUCGCCGCGCUGAUUUGGAGGCUAGAAGAAAUCACUCUUGGACUCGAUCCGAGCUCGAUGCAUGGGACGCUUUAG
Messenger RNA from Heterobasidion irregulare TC 32-1, 1140 nucleotides. RefSeq lists its product as uncharacterized. The record is from RefSeq and is a predicted model, not a curated record. NCBI's taxonomy places the organism in Eukaryota, Fungi, Basidiomycota, Agaricomycetes, Russulales, Bondarzewiaceae. The transcript is spliced from 4 exons. Bases 1 to 1140 code for a protein of 379 amino acids.